GGAAAUCGAUUGCAACCCAUCUCUAACUGAAAUGUCACGUUUCAAGAAUAAAAUUUAAAAAAUCAAAGAUUUAUUGAAAAAAUUAUAGAGACUUGCGGGGAUUUUAAUGUUAAUUAGAAAUUAUGAGUUUAACGAAAUUAUCGAGACUAUCAUUCCAUCCGCUUAAUUUAAAUAGAUUUCUUUUACGGAAAAAUAGUUAUAAAAUUCGUGAAAAUCGUCCAGUAACCUCUAACCUAACGUCUAAAAAAAAUGUAGUUAAUUUUAGAGAGAGAACUGUGAGAUCUAUAUUAUCGGAGAGAACAUUUUUAAAUCAAAGACAUACAUCGGUAAGAUGUUUUGCAACUAAACCACCCGAUGGGCCCGAUGGUACUCCACAAUCAUCUGGUGGCGAGGAUGACUACAAUCCACAGCUUCCAGCAACUGUAGCUGUUCCAGAAGUCUGGCCCCAUGUUCCAGUUAUUGCUAUAAGUAAAAAUAUAGUAUUUCCUAGGUUCAUAAAAUUAAUCGAAUUAACAAAUCCCCAACUGAUACAACUAAUAAGGAGGAAAGUCAAAUUAAAUCAACCAUACUGUGGUAUCUUUCUUAAGAAAAAAGAAGAUAAUGAAACUGAAGUUGUCAAUAACCUAAAUGAAAUUUAUAACAUAGGCGUUUUUGCCCAAAUUCAUGAAAUGCAAGAUUUAGGGGACAAACUGAGAUUAGUUGUUAUGGCACACAGACGCAUUAAGAUAACUGGUCAAAUUUUUGAUACCGUUGCUGAUCUCAAAGAGGAGCCAGAAACUGAAAAACGAAGACGAAAAUUACGAACAAUUAGAGCAAUAAAACCCUUUUCAGGACGUCCCGUGGAACAGCCGAAACCUCAACCGACGGACCAAAAGGCAAAAGAAUCGCAACUACCUCCCAAGAAGGUUUAUUAAUGGCUGAAGUUGAAAACGUUGUUCAUAACAAAUUUAGACAAACUGAAGAAGUAAAAGCAUUGACUCAAGAAGUGAUCAAGACAAUAAGAGAUAUAAUAAGCUUAAAUCCUUUGUACAGAGAUAGUUUGCAACAAAUGAUGCAUCAAGGGCAAAGAGUUGUGGAUAAUCCUGUAUAUUUGAGUGAUUUAGGUGCUGCGUUGACUGCUGCGGAAAGUAAAGAGCUUCAAGAGGUUCUUGAAGAAAUGGACAUAGCUAAGAGAUUGAUGUUAUCAUUAUCAUUAUUGAAAAAAGAAUAUGAAUUAUCUAAAUUGCAACAAAAAAUAGGCAGAGAAGUAGAAGAAAAAGUUAAACAACAUCAUAGGAAAUACAUUUUACAAGAACAGUUAAAGGUAAUUAAAAAGGAAUUGGGUUUGGAAAAAGAAGACAAAGAUGCAAUUGGUGAAAAGUUUAGAGAGAGAAUUAAGGACAAAAAGUUACCGCAGGCUGUUUCUUCUGUUGUUGAAGAAGAAUUAAAUAAGAUGGGCUUUUUGGAAAGUCAUAGUUCAGAAUUCAAUGUAACUCGAAACUACCUGGACUGGCUUACUUCAUUGCCGUGGGGCGUUCAGAGUGAAGAGAAUUUGAAUCUAGAAAGAGCCUCUGAAAUUUUAGAUCAAGACCAUUAUGGCAUGGAUGAUAUUAAAAGACGUAUUCUCGAAUUUAUAGCAGUUAGUCAACUAAAAGGCAGCACUCAAGGAAAAAUUUUAUGCUUCCAUGGACCUCCAGGAGUAGGAAAAACCAGUAUAGCUCGUUCAAUCGCGAGAGCUUUAAAUAGGGAAUAUUUCCGAUUUUCCGUCGGAGGAAUGACUGAUGUAGCUGAAAUUAAAGGCCAUAGAAGGACUUACGUUGGCGCUAUGCCCGGUAAAGUGAUACAGUGUCUUAAAAAAACACGAACGGAAAAUCCCUUGGUUUUGAUUGAUGAAGUCGACAAAAUUGGAAAAGGUUAUUCCGGCGAUCCAAGUUCAGCUCUUUUAGAAUUACUCGAUCCAGAGCAAAAUUCCAAUUUCUUAGACCAUUAUCUAGACGUACCAGUUGAUUUGUCAAAAAUCUUAUUCAUUUGUACAGCCAAUGUCGUAGAUACCAUUCCGGAACCGCUAAGGGAUCGCAUGGAGAUGAUCGAUAUGUCAGGCUAUGUAGCUGAAGAAAAAUUAGCUAUUGCUAAACAGUACUUAUUGCCUCAAGCUAUGAGGGACAGUGGUCUAAAAGACGAUACCAUCAAAGUAGAAGAUGAUGCACUGACCAUUCUGAUUAAAAGUUAUUGCAGAGAAAGUGGUGUAAGAAAUUUACAGAAGCACAUUGAAAAGGUGGUUAGGAAGGUAGCCUAUAAAGUUGUUAAAGAAGAUGCAACUUUUGUACAAGUUAGUAAAACAAACUUACAAGAAUUUGUUGGAAAACCAGUAUUUACACAUGAUCGUAUGUAUCCUGUUACCCCACCAGGUGUUGUCAUGGGUUUAGCUUGGACAGCCAUGGGUGGUUCUACCUUGUAUAUAGAAACAACAACCAGAAAACUUCCCGGAGAUAAAGAAAACGAAGGUAGCUUAGAACUAACAGGGCAUUUAGGCGAAGUAAUGAAGGAAUCUGCCAAAAUUGCCUUAACAGUAGCUAGAAAUUAUUUACAAAAACACGAUCCUGCUAACAGAUUUUUAUAUGAAAGUCAUUUACACUUACACGUACCAGAAGGAGCGACACCAAAAGACGGACCUAGCGCUGGAUGCACUAUAGUUACAGCAUUAUUAUCUUUAGCCAAAGGUGAAUCGAUCAGACAAGACGUAGCCAUGACAGGUGAAAUAUCGCUAAUGGGAAAAGUUCUACCGGUUGGAGGAAUUAAAGAAAAAACUAUAGCUGCAAAGAGAUCGGGCAUUAAAUGCAUAAUUCUUCCAGAAGAAAAUAAAAAAGAUUUUAAUGACUUACCAAAUUUCAUAACUGAAGGCCUCGAAGUACAUUUCGUUGCAAAUGUUGACGAGAUUUUUAAAAUUGUGUUCGGCCAUCAACAGCAACCCCAAUUGGGUAUUUAAUAUGUUUUUCAGUUUUACUUAUUUUUCUAAUGUUACGAUGUAGUUUAAGGUAUAGUUUAUACGUUUUUUUUUAUUUGUAAUAAAUUACCAUUGUUCCUUUUUUAAUUCAUUUGUAAGUGUGAAAUAUUUUUUAUUGCUUAAUUUCACAAUUAUAUUUGUUACAUUUUAUUAAA
Psylliodes chrysocephalus is the source of this 3138-nucleotide messenger RNA. NCBI's taxonomy places the organism in Eukaryota, Metazoa, Arthropoda, Insecta, Coleoptera, Chrysomelidae. The record is from the annotation of a GenBank genome assembly.